AUGUCCGCUCUCCCCAUCCGCACGCAAACCUCCACCUCCAAGAUGCCCACCCUCUCCGCCGCCCGCUACGGCAAGGACAACGUCCGCGUCUGCAAGGUCAGCAAAGACCCCGCCACCGGCAUCCACACCGUGACCGAGAUGACCGUCUGCUGCCUCCUCGAGGGCGACAUCGCCACCAGCUACACCGAGGCCGACAACAGCGUCCUCUACGCCAGCCACCUCGGCGCCCACUUCCUCGCCAAGUACCCCCACAUCCACGUCGCCAACAUCAAGGUCGUCACCCACCGCUGGGCCCGCAUGACCGUCGACGGCAAGCCCCACCCCCAUUCCUUUUGGCGCGACGGCCACCACACCCGCGACGUCGAGGCCAGGGUCUCCCGCGCCGACGGCAUCCGCCUCGUCAGCGCCAUCUCCGGUCUUAGCGUCUUCAAGAGCACCGGCUCCGCUUUUCACGGCUUCGUCCGCGACGAGUACACCACCUUGGCCGAGACCAACGACAGGAUCCUGUCCACCGACAUCGACUGCACCUGGUCCUGGGCCUUUGCCGACGUCAAGGCCGUCGAGGAGGCCCAGGCCCAGUUCAACAAGGCCUUUGACGACGCGAGCGGCAUCUGCAUCAAGACUUUUGCCGAGGAUGAGAGCGCCAGCGUUCAGGCCACCAUGUACAAGAUGUGCGAGCAGAUUCUCGACGCUGCUCCCGGCGUUCGCACCGUCUCCUUUUCUCUUCCUAACAAGCACUACUUUGAGAUUGAUCUAAGCUGGCACAAGGGCUACCAGAACACCGGCAAGGAUGCCGAGGUGUACGCUCCCCAAUCCGGCCCCAAUGGCCUCAUCAAGUGCGAGGUCUCGCGGUAA
Parascedosporium putredinis is the source of this 855-nucleotide messenger RNA. The record is from the annotation of a GenBank genome assembly. NCBI's taxonomy places the organism in Eukaryota, Fungi, Ascomycota, Sordariomycetes, Microascales, Microascaceae.